AUGCGUUGCUGUGUACCGUUUUGUAAAAAUGCUUUCAAAAACACUAUUAAAUCUGAAGAAACGACUUUUUACUUUUUCCCAAAUGAUGCGAAGCUUAAAGCGUCUUGGUUGACUGUAUUAGGCUUAUCGCAGUGGGCUCCUCGUAGUUUAGUAUGUUCAGAACAUUUCAAAGAUGACGAUAUCUGUGAAGUGGAAGGUGGCGAAAGGAAAUUACUACCAGGAGUCAUACCUAAAGCUGUGUCUGCACCAUUGAACAGUAGUAUUUCGCAGGUAUGUCGUAUAUGUUUGGGGACUGAUAUGAGAGUCUACCCGAUACCAAAUGCUGAUCUUCAACAGACAUUCACAUUACUCACAGGAAUGAAUAUAUACAAAGAUGACUACCUGCCUCAGAAUUUUUGUAUUGAGUGCAUACAAAGAUUAAAGAAUUGCUAUACAUUUAGAACUCAAACAUUACAGGCUCAGAAUAUUAUGUUGGAUCUCAUUAAAAUAGGAAAUUUCACAACAGAAGCUAUAAAAUCAUUAAAUCACAAUCCCAAAUGGAAAUUACACAUGCAAACAUAUGAUUCAAAUCAUUGCGACGUAUACAUAAACAGAGACGAAAUUUCCAUACAAGAAAUAGUUAUAGAAGAACAUGUUAAAAUAGAAAAGGAAUAUAUUGACGAGCAAGACACACUCUUGGGUUAUACAACAGACGAUAGCUUGCCAUUAGAAGCACAAAGAAGUAAAAUAAAGAAGGCAAAAAAGAAGAAAGUAAAGAAGAUUACAGAACCAAAAAUAGAUAGAAGAAGGAAACCUUUUCUUAAUGAUGAUUUGAAUGAAAGUCUAUUUACCAUAACUGAUUUGACGUUUGAGGAACAAGUAGCUGAUAUACAGAAAAGGCAAGAAAGUUCAAAUUUUAAGAACUCAAUGUAUAAGUGCAUGGAGUGUUUUAAGGGUUUUCUGGAUGAAGGAGCAUAUAAUGGACAUAUGACAAGACAUACUACUCAAUGCGGUGAAUAUUCAUGUGAAAUAUGUAAGACACAUUUCAAACAUUCUCAUGCGUUGAGGAAACACACGACGGCGCAUCACGCUCAGAGAUUCAAUUGUAACCGGUGUGCUUUCGUUACUACGCACAGACAAACCGCGAGGCUCCACGAGAGAUGGCACAAAGGCACCAAGUACGAGUGUCCACACUGCAAUGAAGUAUUCCUUAAAUUCACAACAUACAUGGGUCAUAUACGUAUCAAACACCCUUCAGACUUCGUGUGCGCGCUGUGCGGGUACUGCUUCGUGAGUCAGAAGGGAAUUGACUUGCACAAGAAACUGAAACACAGAUUACAACUUGGACAGGUUCCAGAAGACGGGCCGUUAUGUGAAGUAUGUGAUGUCCGUUUCAUAUCACAAGAAGCUUACAAACGACAUCUGAGCGUCUCCGCUAGACAUGCUAGUGAUGAAAUAUCCAAGGACCCAAGCAAACCGAAACGCGGAAGAAAAUCAAGAGACGCUCUGGACAAAGAUGACAACGAAAAGAAUGAUUUGAACGACAAGAAAAUAUAUCCGAGUCAAGUUAGGAAGGCGGAGGGACCUAUACCGUGCGAACAAUGCGGCAUGCAGUUAGAGGAUUCCCGCGCCUACCACGCACACUUCAGACGAAACCAUCCAGACAAGAAUAGAACCAACUACCCGAGUAUGAAGACGCCUUGCAUGUGUGAGGUUUGCGGAAGAAUGUUCCAGAGUCACGCAUUAUUGAAGGACCACCGCUGGGUGCAUACAAACGAGAGGCCCUUCGCUUGUGAGUGUGGCAAAAGGUUCCGUAUGAAACAAAGACUUGUGGCGCACAGAAGAGUGCACAGACAGACUCGGCACUACACAUGUGCUCUGUGCGGGAAGGGAUUUAGCACACACAGUAACAGGCAGAGACAUAUGAUCAUUCACACCGGACUUAAGCCAUUUAAAUGCGAGAUGUGUGGUAAAUGUUUUAAACAUGCGAGUGAAAAGCGAGCUCACAUAACAUAUGUACAUCUGAAGAAGCCUUGGCCGAAGCGAUCCAGGGCAAAAAGACAAGGACAGAAUAUUACCGGUGUCCCGAGUGCAAGCGAGAUAGAUAUACAAGGAUUGUACGAUCCCAAGAUAGAUCUUAUGAUUGACAAACAAUAUUUUAAUGUUAAGAUGUAA
Messenger RNA from Danaus chrysippus (African queen), 2154 nucleotides. NCBI's taxonomy places the organism in Eukaryota, Metazoa, Arthropoda, Insecta, Lepidoptera, Nymphalidae. The record is from the annotation of a GenBank genome assembly.